This is a messenger RNA of Erythranthe guttata (spotted monkey flower), 3576 nucleotides long. It is a transcript of the gene SS4, whose product is annotated as starch synthase 4. Gene Ontology annotation, molecular function: alpha-1,4-glucan glucosyltransferase (UDP-glucose donor) activity. The record is from RefSeq and is a predicted model, not a curated record. Lineage: Eukaryota; Viridiplantae; Streptophyta; Magnoliopsida; Lamiales; Phrymaceae.
UCAGUAAAAUUCCCCUUCCAAAAGAGCAGAGGAGAGAGAAAGAAGAGAGAGAGAGAGGGGAUUCGAUGCCUCCCGAAACAAACAAGAUAAAUAAAUCGUCUCUUUUUGUAACAAGAGUAAGCAGUUGUUGGUUCUAAGCAACCGUUUUGUCCUUUUCACAAUUCACGCACACACUGAGGGUGUCACUGUGUGGAAAUUGGAUGGAGGCGACGCCGUCGACGUGGUUGCGCGGCCGUGGUUUGGUCGUCGGAGGCCUCAAAUUUGGUCAAGUUAUUGUACGGUUCUACCCUUCCCCUUCCCAGCGUUUGCACCCAGCUUCAUGUAGAAUACGACACCGUAACUUCAGUUUGAACGCUAAGAGACAACCUGCAAAGAAAAUCAAUCUUGAGCGUACAACAAAUAGAAAGUUCCAGUCAAGUGGUGAUAACGACUCUGAUCCAAGCAAGUUGUCUAAAGAUAGUACUAUAGACACAAUUCAAGAGACAGCUUCCAAUGAGCAUGACCCCAUCGUAAUAGAAGCAGGACAUGCAAACGGAAAGGAUUACAACAAUUCUUCUCCACCAAAUGAAGUCAUAUCGUUGGACGAUGACACUAUUGAGUCUGCCAGGGAAUCAUCGUACUCAGAUGAAAAUUCCAGUGAUAUAGAUGGAGGAGACCAACUUUCAGGCAUUCACCUUGAAGAUUUAGUUGGGAUGAUAAGACAUGCAGAAAAGAAUAUCCAUCUUCUCAAUCAAGCUCGUAUACGUGCUCUUGAAGAUCUUGAAAAAAUUCUCAGCGAAAAAGAGGAGUUGCAGGGACAAAUCAACACUUUGGAGAUGAAACUGGCUGAAACUAAUGAACGGCUCAAAGUGGUUGCACAAGAGAAGAUACACGUGGAACUCCUGGAAGACCAGUUGGAAAAGCUGCGAAAUGAAUUGUCGAGUAGGGGUAGCAAUGAGGAAAACACGCAAGACAAGAAUAGUUCUGUUUCUUCUUCACAAAUUGAUCUUAUCGAUUCUUUUAGCCAAGAAUUGGAUUUGUUAAGGGCAGAGAAUAUGUCCCUGAAGGAUGAGCUACAGGUUUUGAAAGCACAGCUUGGUAAUAUCAGGGAAACUGAUCAACGUGUUCAAAUGCUGGAGGAAGAACGGUUAACUAUGGAAUCUUCUUUAAAAGAGUUAGAGUUUAAACUCGCUGCUUCUCAUGAAGAUAUUUCAAAAAUUUCUAGUUUGAAAUCUGAAUGCAAAAGUUUAUACGAGAAAGUAGAAGAUUUGCAAACGCUCCUAGAUAAGGCAACAAAACAGGCAGAUCAUGCUAGUCUGGUGCUGCAGGAAAACCAAGAAAUCCAAAAGAAGGUUGACCGGCUUGAGGAAUCUCUAAAAGAGGCCGAUGUCUAUAGAUUGUCAACAGAGAAAAUGCAACAGUAUAAUGAACUAAUGCAACAGAAGAUAAAACUUUUGGAUGAGCGCCUGCAAAGAUCUGAUGAAGAGAUACAUUCAUAUGUUCAGUUAUAUCAAGACUCUAUGAAGGAAUUCCAAGACACAGUUGAUAAUUUAAAAGAAGAAAACAAGAAAAAGGAACAAGACACAUCUGUUAAUGAUAAGCCUUGGGCAUUUUGGAGCAACUUAUUUCUUAUUGUGGAUGGUUGGGUUCUUGAAAAGAAGAUUUCGGUGGAUCAAGCUAAGCUGUUAAGAGAGAUGAUAUGGAACAGGGAUGAAGGUAUAUGUGAUGCAUAUAUAUUGUCUAAAGAAAAGAACGAGCGUGAAAUCAUUGCGACAUUUCUCAAAUUGACAUCCUCGACGACAGGUGAAAGGUUACAUGUGAUACAUAUCGCUGCAGAGAUGGCACCUGUUGCAAAGGUCGGUGGGUUGGGAGAUGUGGUGACUGGUCUCAGCAAAGCACUUCAGAAGAAAGGGCACCUUGUGGAGAUUAUUCUACCGAAAUAUGACUGCAUGCGUCAUGAACUCGUUCGGGACUUAAAGCUUUUGGAUGUGCCUGUUGAGUCAUACUUUGAUGGCCAUUUGUUUAAAAACAAAAUCUGGGUUGGCACUGUUGAAGGACUUCCUGUUUACUUCAUUGAGCCUCAACAUCCCAGUAGAUUCUUCUCGAGGGGUCAAUUUUAUGGAGAGCGUGAUGAUUUUAAGCGGUUCUCAUUCUUCAGCAGGGCAGCUCUUGAGUUACUUCUUCAAGCUGGCAAGAGACCAGACAUAAUUCAUUGUCAUGAUUGGCAGACUGCCUUUGUUGCACCACUUUAUUGGGAUCUGUAUGUGGCAAAAGGACUGAAUUCAGCCAGAAUAUGUUUUACGUGUCACAAUUUCGAGUAUCAAGGAGCUGCAACGGCUUCUGACCUAGAAUCUUGUGGUCUUGAUGUUUACCAGCUCAAUAGACCUGAUAGGAUGCAGGACAACUCAGCAAAAGACAGGGUCAACCCGGUUAAGGGUGCAAUAGUGUUCUCUAAUAUCGUGACAACAGUUUCACCUUCCUAUGCCCAAGAAGUCCGGACUGCUCAGGGAGGACAAGGCCUGCACGGAACACUUAAUUCACAUUCAAAGAAGUUUGUUGGGAUUUUAAAUGGAAUUGAUACUGAUGCAUGGAAUCCAGCAACUGAUCCACUUUUGGAAGUUCAGUAUAAUUCCAGUGACAUUGAAGGCAAGGCAGAGAAUAAAGAAGCUUUAAGAAGACAACUAGGGAUUUCUUCAGCUGAUCUCCGGCAACCAUUGGUUGCUUGCAUAACUAGACUGGUACCUCAAAAAGGUGUACAUCUUAUAAGGCAUGCAAUAUAUCGGACAUUGGAGCUCGGUGGCCAGUUUGUCCUUCUUGGUUCAAGUCCAGUGCCACAAAUUCAGAGGGAGUUUGAAGAUAUUGAGAACCAUUUUAGAACUCAUGAGCAUGCUCGAUUACUACUGAAAUACGACGAGUCUCUUGCCCACUUAAUAUAUGCUGCCUCUGACAUGUUUAUCAUCCCAUCCAUCUUUGAGCCUUGUGGCCUUACACAGAUGAUUGCUAUGAGAUAUGGUGCAAUCCCAAUAGUUAGGAAGACAGGUGGACUAAAUGACAGUGUUUUCGAUGUAGAUGAUGAUACUAUACCUGUCCAUUUCAGAAAUGGAUUUACGUUUUUGACAGCCGACGAGCAGAGCUUCAGCAAUGCAUUAGAACGUGCAUUUCACCAUUAUAAGCACGAUGCUGAUGGUUGGAAACAGCUUGUACAAAGAGACAUGAGGAUAGAUUUUAGUUGGGACACUUCAUCAUUACUGUAUGAAGAACUUUAUGCAAAGUCGGUUGCCAGAGCAAGGGCUGCAAAUCGUACCUGAGCACAGUUACGUUAUAAAAUGAAGAGAAACUAACCAUCAGUCGUGAUAUUUGGGCGGCUGCUAAGGCUAUGAUGAUCUCCAAUUCUUUUUUGUUACAGUCGAUCAAUUUUCCUUGUAAAUACAAUAUAUGGGCAGGCAUGAACUUUAAUCUGUACAUGGUGUAAAUUGUGUACAUGCCUUGUUCAAAAUACAUUGUACAAAAACAUUCCUAAGAGAUAUACAAGCUUUAUACUAAAGCUUCAGUAACGUGUUACUGAGACAUAAACAAGAGAUAUGCUAUCAUUCUCAU